Molecule: messenger RNA, 4397 nt
Organism: Suncus etruscus (white-toothed pygmy shrew)
Lineage: Eukaryota; Metazoa; Chordata; Mammalia; Eulipotyphla; Soricidae
Gene: BCR
Product: BCR activator of RhoGEF and GTPase
Exons: 23
Coding region: 90-3983 (1297 amino acids)
Biological process (GO): intracellular signal transduction; protein phosphorylation; positive regulation of GTPase activity
Cellular component (GO): membrane
Molecular function (GO): GTPase activator activity; protein serine/threonine kinase activity; guanyl-nucleotide exchange factor activity
Source: RefSeq, a predicted model, not a curated record
GGCCCCCGAUCGCGGCGCCUGCUGGAGGCGGGCGGGCCCCGUCGUGCGCGCAGGUGAAGCGCGCGGGCGGCCCCGGCCUCGGCCUCGCCAUGGUGGACCCGGUGGGCUUCGCCGAGGCGUGGAAGGCGCAGUUCCCGGACUCGGAACCGCCGCGCAUGGAGCUGCGCUCGGUGGGCGACAUCGAGCAGGAGCUGGAGCGCUGCAAGGCCUCCAUCCGCCGCCUGGAGCAGGAGGUGAACCAGGAGCGCUUCCGCAUGAUCUACCUGCAGACGCUGCUGGCCAAGGAGAAGAAGAGCUACGACCGCCAGCGCUGGGGCUUCAGGCGCGCCGCCGCCGGGCAGACCCCCGACGGCAGCGGCAGCAACAGCAGCAGCAACAGCAACAACGCCGAACCCCGCCGCCCGCCUCCAACGCCCUCGCCCGCAGACCCCACCGCCGCCGUCUCCAACGCCAACGAGGAGCCUGAAGCUCGGCCCGAUGGCGACGGCUCCCCGGGCAAAAGCAGGCCCCUGCCGGCCCGCCGUCCACCCGGGGCCUCCGCGCCCUCCGCGCCCGCCGCCGACGAUCGGGGUGCCCCCACCAGCGUGGCGGCUCUCAGGUCCAACUUCGAGAGGAUCCGCAAGGGCCCCGGGCAGCCCGAGGGCGACAAACCCUUCUACGUGAACGUCGAGUUCCACCACGAACGCGGCCUGGUGAAGGUCAACGACAAAGAGGUGUCGGACCGCAUCAGCUCCCUGGGCAGCCAGGCCAUGCAGAUGGAGCGCAAGAAGGCCCAGCAGCAAGGCGCCUCCGGGCCCAGCCACCCCGUGGACGCGCCCCCGCGGCCUGCCUACCGGACGGGCCGGACGUCGGAGAGCAGCUGCGGUGGCCUCGACGGCGACUACGAGGACGCCGAGUUGAACCCCCGCUUCCUCAAGGACAACCUGAUCAGUGCUGCCAACGGUGGUGGUGGCGGCAGCAGCAGGGCCCCCUGGCCGCCCCUGGAGUACCACCCCUAUCAGAGCAUCUACGUGGGGGGCAUGAUGGUGGAAGGGGAGGGCAAGGGCCCCGCUCUCCUGCGCAGCCAGAGCACCUCGGAGCAUGAGCGACGCCUCACCUGGCCCCGUAGGUCUUACUCUCCCCGGAGCUUUGAGGACAGCGGAGGGGGGUACACCCCGGACUGCAGCUCCAAUGAGAACCUCACGUCCAGCGAGGAGGACUUCUCCUCGGGCCAGUCCAGCCGCGUGUCCCCCAGCCCCACUACCUACCGCAUGUUUCGGGACAAGAGCCGCUCGCCCUCGCAGAACUCUCAGCAGUCCUUCGACAGCAGCAGCCCCCCCACACCCCAGUGCCAGAAGCGGCACCGUCAAGGCCAGGUCGUGGUGUCCGAGGCCACCAUCGUGGGGGUGCGCAAGACAGGGCAGAUCUGGCCCAGCGAUGGGGACAGCACCUUCCAUGGAGAUGCAGAUGUGCCAUUCGGAACGCCACCUGGAUACGGCUGUGCCGCUGACCGGGCCGAGGAGCAGCGCAGGCACCAGGAUGGGCUGCCCUAUAUCGAUGACUCACCCUCUUCCUCACCGCACCUCAGCAGCAAGGGAAGGGGCAGCCGGGACACUCUGGCCUCAGGAGCCCUGGAGUCCAUGAAAGGGAGUGAACUGGACUUGGAAAAGGGCUUGGAAAUGAGGAAGUGGGUUCUGUCUGGUAUCCUGGCUAGUGAGGAGACCUACCUGAGCCAUCUAGAGGCGCUGCUGCUGCCCAUGAAGCCUUUGAAGGCCGCCGCCACCACCUCUCAGCCAGUACUAACCAGCCAGCAGAUCGAGACCAUCUUCUUCAAAGUGCCUGAGCUCUAUGAGAUCCACAAGGAGUUCUACGAUGGGCUCUUCCCCCGGGUGCAGCAGUGGAGCCACCAGCAACGUGUGGGGGACCUCUUCCAGAAGCUGGCCAGCCAGCUGGGUGUGUACCGGGCCUUUGUAGACAACUAUGGAGUUGCCAUGGAGACAGCUGAGAAGUGCUGUCAGGCCAACGCUCAGUUUGCAGAAAUCUCUGAGAACCUGAGAGCAAGAAGCAACAAAGAUGCCAAGGACCAAACAACCAAGAACUCUUUGGAAGCCCUGCUCUACAAGCCCGUGGACCGGGUGACUCGCAGUACACUGGUUCUACACGACUUGCUGAAGCACACUCCCUCCAGCCACCCCGACCACCCUCUGCUGCAGGAUGCCCUCCGGAUCUCACAGAACUUCCUAUCCAGCAUCAAUGAGGAGAUCACCCCCCGUCGGCAGUCCAUGACAGUGAAGAAGGGAGAGCACCGGCAGCUGCUCAAGGACAGCUUCAUGGUGGAGCUGGUGGAAGGGGCCCGCAAGCUGCGCCAUGUCUUCCUGUUCACGGACCUGCUGUUGUGCACCAAACUCAAGAAGCAGAGUGGAGGCAAAACCCAGCAGUACGACUGUAAGUGGUAUGUCCCGCUCACGGAUCUCAGCUUCCAGACACUGGACGAGUCGGAGGUGACCCCCAAUAUCCCCCUGGUUCUCGAUGAGGAAAUCGAUGCCAUGAAGAUCAAGAUCUCCCAGAUCAAGAACGAUAUCCAGAGAGAGAAGAAAGCGAACAAGGGCAGCAAGGCCAUUGAGAGGCUGAAGAAGAAGCUUUCGGAGCAGGAGUCACUGCUCCUGCUCAUGUCCCCCAGCAUGGCCUUCCGGGUGCACAGUCGCAACAGCAAGAGUUACACAUUCCUGAUCUCAUCUGACUAUGAGCGUGCUGAAUGGAGGGAAAACAUCCGGGAGCAGCAGAAGAAGUGUUUCAAAAGCUUCUCUCUGACGUCCGUGGAGCUGCAGAUGCUGACCAACUCAUGUGUAAAACUUCAGACUGUUCACAGCAUCCCACUGACCAUCAAUAAAGAAGAUGAUGAAUCUCCUGGUCUCUGUGGCUUCCUGAAUGUCAUUGUUCACUCUGCUACUGGCUUUAAACAAAGUUCAAAUCUGUACUGUACCCUAGAGGUGGACUCCUUUGGGUAUUUUGUGAAUAAAGCCAAAACGCGGGUCUACAGGGACACAACGGAACCAAACUGGAAUGAGGAGUUUGAGAUUGAAUUGGAAGGCUCCCAGAUGCUGAGGAUACUGUGCUAUGAAAAGUGUUACAACAAACUGAAGAUCCCCAAGGAGGAUGGAGAGAACACAGACAGGAUCAUGGGAAAGGGUCAGAUCCAGCUGGACCCCCAAACACUGCAGGACAGAGACUGGCAGAGGACCGUCAUCACCAUGAACGGGAUUGAAGUGAAACUCUCUGUCAAGUUCACCAGCAGGGAGUUCAGCUUGAAAAGAAUGCCUUCCCGAAAGCAGACUGGGGUCUUUGGAGUCAAAAUUGCCGUAGUCACCAAGAGGGAGCGGUCCAAGGUGCCCUACAUUGUGCGGCAGUGUGUGGAGGAGAUUGAGCGCCGGGGCAUGGAGGAAGUGGGCAUCUACCGAGUGUCCGGAGUAGCUACGGAUAUCCAGGCUCUGAAGGCGGCCUUUGAUGUCAAUAAUAAGGACGUGUCCGUGAUCAUGAGUGAGAUGGACGUGAACGCCAUUGCUGGGACACUAAAGCUGUACUUCCGAGAACUGCCUGAGCCCCUCUUUACUGACGAGUUCUACCCCAGCUUCACGGAGGGUAUCGCUCUUUCAGAUCCUGUGGCAAAGGAGAGCUGCAUGCUGAACUUGCUGCUUUCACUCCCUGAGGCCAACCUGCUGACUUUCCUCUUCCUGCUGGACCAUCUGAAAAGGGUGGCAGAGAAGGAAACAGUGAACAAGAUGUCCCUGUACAACCUCGCCACAGUGUUUGGCCCCACGCUGCUCCGGCCUUCAGAGAAGGAGAGCAAAAUCCCCGCUAACCCCAGCCAGCCCAUCUCCAUGACCGAUAGCUGGUCCCUAGAGGUCAUGUCCCAGGUUCAGGUGCUGCUGUACUUCCUGCAGCUGGAGGCGAUCCCUGCUCCAGACAGCAAGAGACAGAGCAUUCUGUUCUCCACAGAAGUGUAAAGGCCCAACUCCAUCUCCAAGAGGGUGACAGAGAAGGAACCAAACUUCUGGAGGAGGAAUUUGGACACUCCCAAGGGCCUGACCAUCUGCCAAGAGCAAAAUGACAGCUGCCUGAGGAAAAUGGUCGUGUGGCCUGGGCAGUUCCAGGAUCCCCCAGUGGAGCCCCAUUGGCCUCUGACUGGUUUUAGGAGCUGCCACUACAGGGCGCUCCCAGCCAGCAGCACACUUUGUAGUGCUGCCCUGCUGGAGGCCGGGCUGGGGACCAGGCGAAGAGAGUGGCUUUUAUGAACUUAACUUAUCUGAGUUUAAAAUAUUUCUACUGGAUCACUUGUCAAGAUGCGCCCUUUCUAGGGAGCAGGGAACAUAAGCAGGUCCCCUCACUCUGUGUCUUGAAUAAACACUGCUGCUGCUUCA